AUGACAGGGGUUGGAGUGUGUUUUGGGACAGUGAACUCCAUCAAAGCUCUAUGGGAGACCAGGAUUAAAAAAAGCAAGGAUGAUUUGAAGAGGCAAAAGGAACUGACGGAGAAAGCUACCGUGGGUAGGUUGGCAGGUGCUUGGGAGGAUCGGAUUACCUUGACCAAAUUAAAAGAAAAAGUUGUGACGGAGGACGGAAGGGUCAUUCUUCGGAUCGAAAAGGAAGAAUGGAAGUCUCUGCCUCCGGUUUUGGUACAGCUGUCCCAGGUUCAGGAAUGGCAGCUACAUCGGAUAGGAUUACAAAAAAUCCCACGUUUCAUUGGCAGUUUUGAAAACCUCAUUGUGCUGGAUUUGUCUCGCAAUUCAAUCACAGAGAUUCCCAAAGAGAUCGGAAAACUGACAAAACUCAGAGAGCUGAUGGUGAGUUAUAACAGGCUAAACUGUGUGCCGGAAGAACUGGGCUCUUGUGAAAGCUUGGAAAAACUGGAACUGGCAAUGAACAGAGAUCUGGAUGAGCUUCCUGAACAGCUUAGCAAUCUAAAGAAGCUGUACCACUUAGAUCUCUCAAUGAACCAGUUCACCACCAUCCCAGACUGUGUUGUCAGUCUCCCUGCGCUAGAAUGGCUAGAUAUGGGUGGCAACAGGGUGGAAUACUUGCCAGAGGACAUCCACAGGAUGGAAAAUCUGCAUACUUUGUGGCUACAGAGAAACGAGUUGGAGUACCUGCCAGACAAUAUUAGCCGAAUGCAGAGUCUGGACACGCUAGUUCUCAGCAGUAACAAACUGCGAGACAUUCCUCCACUGAUGGAGGGUAUGAGCAAUCUUAGAUUUGUAAAUUUCAGAGACAACCCCCUGACAUAUGAUGUGUCUCUGCCGGAUUCGCAAACAGAAGUUGAUGAGGAAGAAGAUACCAGAGAGAUGUUCGGCAAAGAGUUCAUGCACUAUUACAUCAACGAAUCACGAAAAAGAGACUCAAAAACAUAUACGUCAGUCCUAAAUGUUACCGUGGAUGGAGUGAUAGAGAUGGAACCAUCUGAGUGA
Chanos chanos (milkfish) is the source of this 1041-nucleotide messenger RNA. It is a transcript of the gene lrrc39, whose product is annotated as leucine rich repeat containing 39. Gene Ontology annotation, cellular component: cytoplasm. Lineage: Eukaryota; Metazoa; Chordata; Actinopteri; Gonorynchiformes; Chanidae. The transcript has 8 exons. The record is from RefSeq and is a predicted model, not a curated record. Gene Ontology annotation, molecular function: protein binding. Bases 1 to 1041 code for a protein of 346 amino acids.